Molecule: messenger RNA, 1146 nt
Organism: Telopea speciosissima
Lineage: Eukaryota; Viridiplantae; Streptophyta; Magnoliopsida; Proteales; Proteaceae
Exons: 4
Coding region: 1-1146 (381 amino acids)
Source: RefSeq, a predicted model, not a curated record
AUGCACAAGUACUAUAACCACAUUUUCCUAUCAGAAGGGGUGGAUCAAGGAGCGCUACAACAAAUUCUUCUUUCUAUUCAACCACAGGUGUUGGAGGAAAUGAAUGGCAAAUUAUGUGCAGCUCCUACAAAGGAGGAGAUUCAAACAGCUCUAUUUGCAAUGGCGCUUUUAAAGUCACCAGGUCUAGAUGGGCUUCCCCCUGCAUUUUUUCAGAAAUAUUGGGAUGUCACUCAGGAGGAUCUCUUUACUUUUGUUCAUGACUUUUUCACUAAGGGUCAAUUACCAUCUAAAUUGAAGGUUGCCACUAAAAUAAUGGCAAAUCGCCUCAAGGAAGUCAUGGAUUUGCUAAUCUCUCCUACCCAAUCAGCUUUCAUUCCAAACAGAUCAAUUUCUGACAAUGUCUUCGUCGCUUAUGAGAUCUUCAAUUAUAUCAACCACAAGAAGAAGGGCAAGAAGCGUUUUUUGGCUUUGAAGCUAGACAUGAAGAAGGCGAAUGAUAGAGUUGAAUGGGUCUUUCUUGAGCAGUUCCUCCUUCAAUUCGGUUUUUCAACUCACUGGGUUCAAAUGGUCAUGUCCAGUCUUAAGUUUGUAUCAUAUAAGCUGAUCAUCAAUGGUGGCAUUCGAGAACGGUUAUACCAUCGAGGGGCCCUUAGCAGUAUUAUAUCAACCUCAGAAAGCAGUGGCCUUCUAAGAGGCAUUCAGGCAAGUGGGCAAGCAGUGAAUUUAAGAAAGUCCUCCCUCUCCUUUAGCCCCAACACACCACUCCGUUUUCGACAGUGGUUUUCCUGCAUUGUCAAAUUUUCUUGUGGUAAGAGCCCAUCCAUAUAUCUUGGCCUACCUACAGAAUUUGGAUUGUCAAAAUCUAUUCUAUUUAAGGAUAUUUCUAACAAAACAGGGAAGCAGCUAAGCAGUUGGAAGCAACAACUUCUUUCUUAUGCUGGUAAAGAGGUUAUGUUAAAGUCUAUUGUCUUCUCAAUGGCAAAUUAUGCCUGCUCACAUUUCAAACUCCCUUCCUCACAACAUGAUUGUCUUGGGAAAGCAGCAAUAAAUUUCUUUUGGGGUGAUGGUUCGGAUAAAAGGAAGAUUCAUUGGAUCUCAUGGUUGAGGCUUUGCCAAUCCAAGGAGAAGGGUGGCUUGGGAUUUUGA